Molecule: messenger RNA, 132 nt
Organism: Phytophthora nicotianae INRA-310
Lineage: Eukaryota; Oomycota; Peronosporomycetes; Peronosporales; Peronosporaceae
Exons: 2
Coding region: 1-132 (43 amino acids)
Source: RefSeq, a predicted model, not a curated record
AUGGAGACAGUGAAACUAAUGCAGAAAUUCGAGAACGAAUUCGUUCUGGAGAUGUUGGAGAAAUAUCCUGCUCAGCUGGAAGACCCUUGCCUUCGAGAUCGGUCGAUGGAGCACCACUGGGAAGUGGCGUGA